Molecule: messenger RNA, 420 nt
Organism: Aegilops tauschii subsp. strangulata
Lineage: Eukaryota; Viridiplantae; Streptophyta; Magnoliopsida; Poales; Poaceae
Source: RefSeq, a predicted model, not a curated record
AUGGGGGUGGGCUCAAAGGGGGCAGCCGGAGGUGAGGACGAGGCGGGGCGCAGGCGGAGUGGGGUGGUGGCGGGGAUGGAGGAGGACGCGCGGACUAGGGUCUACGAUGCGGGGUUGCGGCUCGGUGGAGUGGAAGGGGGCCCGGGGAAUCCGGCUGGAGGCCAGAUCGACCUGGCAGGCGGGCCGACCGGUCAAGGAGCGGGCAGGGGCUGGGUGGGCCAGCUCAGGAACGGGGCAGCCCACGCGCCAAUCGCUGGUCCAAGCCGCGGACGGCCCAUCUGGGGUCGGCCCAGCCAGCGAGACGGGGAGGGGGCAGCGAGGGUUUCCCCUCCCGCCGCCUCCGCCGCCGCGGCCGGCACCGGCGUCCGGGACGGGGUGGGUGUAGGUCGAGGCUGCCGGGGUGCGAGGCGGGGCGAGUAG